Molecule: messenger RNA, 3097 nt
Organism: Scomber scombrus (Atlantic mackerel)
Lineage: Eukaryota; Metazoa; Chordata; Actinopteri; Scombriformes; Scombridae
Gene: mkrn1
Product: makorin, ring finger protein, 1
Exons: 8
Coding region: 37-1332 (431 amino acids)
Biological process (GO): protein polyubiquitination
Molecular function (GO): ubiquitin protein ligase activity; metal ion binding
Source: RefSeq, a predicted model, not a curated record
GGAAGAUCCGGCUGUAGCUUCUCAACAUAAACAGCAAUGGCGGAGGCAGCUGCAGCGUCUACAGCGGCUUCGUCAGUAACGGGAGGUUGGACCAAACACGUAACCUGCAGAUAUUUCAUGCAUGGUCUUUGCAAAGAAGGAGACAACUGUCGAUAUUCCCAUGAUCUGACCAACAGCCAACCUGCAGCCAUGAUUUGCAAGUUCUUUCAGAAGGGGAAUUGUGUGUUUGGGGACCGUUGCAGGUAUGAACACUGUAAACCAGCAAAGCAGGAGGAGCUGCCAACAACCGAGACGCUGCCGCUGCCCUCCGCCUCGCUGGCCGCCCAGUCAGACCCAGAACCCAGUGGGCCAACACCAGGUCCAGGGGCACAAGACUGGGUCAAUGCCGCUGAGUUUGUCCCAGGACAGCCGUACUGUGGACGGGCUGAGCCGGUGCAGGCGGAGAGCUCUGCUCCUCUCAUUGAGGAGUUGGACAGUGACACAACUAAGGACAAGAAAGAGUUGAGGAAGCAGCUUUGUCCGUACGCUGCCGUCGGAGAGUGCCGGUACGGUCUCAACUGUGCCUAUCUCCAUGGCGACGUGUGUGACAUGUGCGGACUGCAGGUACUCCACCCCACUGACAACAACCAGCGCUCAGAACACACGAAGGCAUGCAUCGAAGCUCAUGAGAAGGACAUGGAGAUUUCAUUCGCCAUCCAACGCAGCAAGGACAUGAUGUGCGGUGUGUGUAUGGAGGUGGUGUUUGAGAAGGUCAACCCAAGCGAACGCCGAUUUGGCAUUCUCUCCAACUGCAGCCACUGCUACUGUCUAAAGUGCAUCCGCAAGUGGAGGAGUGCCAAACAGUUUGAGAGCAAAAUCAUCAAGUCUUGCCCAGAGUGUCGAAUCACAUCCAACUUUGUCAUCCCAAGCGAGUACUGGGUUGAAGAUAAGGACGACAAGCAGAAACUCAUCCAGAAAUACAAGGACGGCAUGGGGAGUAAACCGUGUCGAUACUUUGACGAGGGUCGUGGAACGUGCCCUUUUGGCUCAAAUUGCUUCUAUAAGCACGCUUUUCCUGACGGGCGAUUGGAGGAAGCUCAGCCACAGAGAAGGCAGACUGGAUCCAACAGCAGGAGCAGGAACUCGAGGCGAACACCGCUGUGGGACAUCUUCGACGAGCGAGAAAGCACCGACUCCUUCGACAACGAGGACGAGGAGAUGGUGACGUUUGAGCUGAGCGAGAUGCUCCUCAUGCUGCUGGCCGCGGGGACCGACGACGAGGUAACGGAUUCAGAGGACGAAUGGGACUUGUUUCACGAGGAGCUGGACGAUUUUUAUGAGAUUUACCUAUAGCAGUCCCACCCACUAACCCCCCCACCCCCCAUUCCCCAUUCCCCAUGUAUACUAGACACUAGAAUGGACUGUCUUGUGCGAGUGAUGGACAGUAGCUUCCCACCCCCCACCCCUGUACUGUGGCAGUGCCUUUAAGCAGGCCAUAAAUAAAUAAAAAAAACUAAAAAAAAAAAAACCCAACCAGUCAGUGCGCUCGUGCUAAACAUUUUCUAGACAUCUAUCCUUGUGAGUCUUUCCUUGUGCCGUUCUUGUUAAAAUGAAAAAUAACAAAAGAACAAAAAGAACUCAAUAUAAGAUUUAACAAAAGUUAUAACUUCAAAUAUUGCUAAUAAACAUUGUCAGGUUUAUUUGUGGGUGUGGGUUUGACUUGUUUAUCAUCUACCCAGGUGUUUGUACAUACUUCUGAGACUCUGAGGAUGCACUUGAACUUACUCAGCACCAUUUACUGUAAUCGUGAUGGGCAUGUUGUAAGAUUUUACAUACGUUUUUUGAAGGCUGGAAAUAUUUUCUUUUCCCUUUUUAUUUUCUUUAAAGCCGCUGAUCGCCAAUAUAUUGUGCUGAUGUUUAAUAAAUUUACCAUAAUCAUUUUCAUGUUGUACAGAAAAGUAUUUACUGUGUUCCCCAGAAUUCUGUAGUAGCUUUUUUAUUUUCAGGGUUUAAAAGCCAUUCAUGUGAUAUUUACAUCAUUCUGGAGCACAAACUGUACAUCAAAGCCCACCAAGUAAAACUCUAGUAGGGUCUGUGCCUGUUAGAAGAAGGCUCACGUCUCUGUCACUGAGCAGCCCACCACAGGAAGUUUGAAAAUAAGUCAGCUCAUGGUAAGAAAAGUUGGUGCACAGUAAUAAGAUAUUUUUUCAAUAAAUGAAGAGAAGAAGAAGAUAAUGUUUCAAUAUGGCUCCAUUUAUUCCAAAAGAAUAAAUGUGGAAACUCUUCACACUUCCACAUUGAGAGUGUGUGUGUGUGAGUGUGUGAAGAGACUUCCUCUGGCCUGAACUUUGACUCGUGAAAAUAAUUUUCUGAUAAAUCUCUUAAAGAUAGAAUGUCCUUCUCUGGCCUCCUUCGUUCCAUCUGAUCAUUUGUAUUUUCAGCACUUGUACUGUGAUGGAUUCUAUGUCUAUGAGCCGCUCAGUGACUUUAGUGUCAGAGUUGCAGGGAUGGUGAUCCAGGACUGUGAUGGAUUAUAUAACAGUCCUGGAUCAGACCUAAUUGGCCCCCACCUUCCUCUCACUCACACACAACUGUACAUACUGCCUUCAAAUGAAGAAUGAAUUGAUAAAAGUGAAGAGUCAUGUCAGGUUUUCUCUGCAUAAUUUGCUCUACUGUAGUUUUGCAUAUAACUCUAAUUGGUUUCAUACAUCAGCAAACUGCUACUUCAUUCAAAUAUAAAUGUAAAAAUCCUCACUUCUUUGUCAAAUCUUUCCCCUUCCAUCAUCCUUCCUGAAUCUCAGUAUCCAGGAACACCUGUGGUACCAGAAGGCAAGACCUUCCUCAGAACCAGGCUAAAGAGUUCCCUCUCUUCAGCAGACUUACAGUGCAGAUAAUCAUUUCCCACCCAGUGUGAAGUGUAGACUCACUGCUCUCUGGGCUUUAGUGACUCAUAUUAAUGCAUAUUAAGCCGUGCUGCGGAGAUGCUCGUCCACUGACUCCUGAUAGCUGGUUUCAACCUGUUAAACUCCAUCGGAAUGCAUAUGUUUAUACUGAAAUGUGUGUUUUCUAUGUUCCACAGCCAUCCAUCUUAACUUGAAAUUAAAGUUUAUUAUCAAUC